This is a messenger RNA of Schizosaccharomyces cryophilus OY26, 2197 nucleotides long. RefSeq lists its product as uncharacterized. The coding region runs from base 148 to 1101 and encodes 317 amino acids. The record is from RefSeq and is a predicted model, not a curated record. Gene Ontology annotation, cellular component: cytoplasm. NCBI's taxonomy places the organism in Eukaryota, Fungi, Ascomycota, Schizosaccharomycetes, Schizosaccharomycetales, Schizosaccharomycetaceae. The transcript has 4 exons.
UUUAUGUUGAAAACGAUUGUUCUUUUUAAUUCUACAUUUAAGCAACUUGUAUCGACCCUACAGCCGCCCCCUGACAGCAAUUGCAUUGAAUGCUACUUUAUGCAGAGAACGCACGAAAACUGAACCACAUUACUAAACAAAGAGAGGAUGGAUCUUUACGAUUAUAUGAGUCCUAAUGUUAUAACAGAAGACCAAAAUGAGGAAGGAUAUGUGAAAUUAAAAGAAGAAAUGGGCUCUGCAUUGGACUCCUUAACUGGAGGAAAAUUCGGUCCCUUUUGGAGUAAAUUUAAAGAAAAGAGCGAAGGUUUAAUAGAUAAUACAAGAGAGCGCGCGAAUACAGGAGUGAGUAAUCUGAAAGCACAAUUUGGAGAUGGAAAUUCUUCAAAUGCUACCCUGGAGAAUAUUCGCAAAGUGGAACAGUCAGCGGGUCAUUACUGGAGUAGCCUUGGAACAACAGUCAAUGGAUUUUUGGACAAAGCGUUGUACAUUACGCCAAAGGAGGAAGAAGAAUCAAGACUAACCAGAUCCAAGUCUUCUCGUGCAAAUUUAUACCUAAGCCGCCAGGAAAAACAAAUCCUGCAACUUAUUGAAAACACAGACCUUUUUCGAAAGCCUGUGUCUGAUGAAGCCUACGAAGACUGGGAAAAAGGUGUUUCCAUUGACGAUAAGACAGAUGAGAUUUCAGAUCUUCUUCAAACGUAUUCAAGUUUGCGUAAUCAGAUGGAAACAUUAGUGCCGUCUCAAGUUUCUUACGAUGCAUUUUGGAAACGGUUUUUUUGGUACAAAGAAGAAAUCCGACCAACGAAAUCUAUGAGUUCUAUUCAUAAUGAAGAAGAAGAAAUCUUUAGUUGGGAUGAUGAAAAAAGUGAUGGUGAAGAAGACAAAAAUACUAAGCAUACAAGCGAAAGACAUGGGGAUGUUUCAGAAGAUACCAAAAACGAGCUUGUUUCCGAGGGAAAGGCAAAGAAGAGCACUGAGUUGGACCCUUCUUCUGAGCAUCCUAGUGAAAAAGAAGACCAAGAGACUCCGAACACGGACAAAAAGAACACGAAGCCUAAUAAGAAUAAUCCUGAAGAUGAUGAUGACGACGAUUGGGAGUAGAUUCGUUGUUUACUAGAAGUGAUAUAAUUACUUUUUUCUUUUUUUUCGUUGUUACUAAACUCUUAUCUUCCAACGUUCUGGACUAUCUAUAUCUAUUAAUGAAUGCCUUUGAUGAAGUUUGUCAAAGGAAUUAUCCACUUUGGAGCAAGACCAUUAGUUUCUACUUGUCCAUCUGAUGAAUAUAUGUAUAAAGGAAAUAGUACGAAUAUUAAAAAAUGAAAACCUAGCUUCCUACGAAUAAAUUAUUGAGUUGACAGCCCACGAUUCGUCCAGCACCUUUGUAAAUAUUUCAUGAAAUAAUUGGUCAUUAGGGGAUAGUAGAAAAAAAGAAAUUACCGAAAAAAAUGCAAUUUGGUUUCCUGUAGGAAUCUUUACUUCGCGUUUGCCGCUUCGUAUCGUUGACGAUUUACAUCGCAUAGGCGAAGGUCGACAACACGACCACAAGCCGCUCCAUCCUCUUCUCCAACUAGGGCAUACUGAUCUACUAAACAUUCUAAGCUAUUAAGCGGUCUUGUCAGCACCUCGGUGUUGUAAGCACUCAAAGCAACAUGGAUAUAUAUGACCAGCACCAAUAUCCAACUUGGAAUGGCGAGUGCCCACCAGCGGGAAAGAUAGGAAUGGAUUUCCAGGUAAUUUAACACAGAAGAUGGAAGGAUCGACCAAAAGACGAAGAGGCCAAAAGCAACCAUUGACACCAAGUACAAAACAAACCCAUAGUACUCAUAAGUAGGGACCUUAACCAUAAUGUCCCAAUCUUGCUGAUCCAUUUCAGAGACGUCAAUUUCGUCUCCUUCAGGUGUCGUAGACCGUGCACGUAGCAUUGUAGUCAAUGAAGGAGACGGCGGAAUCAGCAUGGGAUGUCCAUAGAAUGGUGGAUCGAACACUGUAUUUGAGCGACUGUCAUUAAAAUCAUCAUCCACAGUCAUGUGAAGUCCUUCUGAUGGCGAAGAGUACUGAUUCCCCGCCAUUCAGACAUAUGUUUAUAAUGGUUCAUGUCAAUAGGAGAUGUGCCAUAGUAUCCAAAUAACGUAGUCAAAGAUAGCGUGCUAGUAAGACUUUACGAAAUAAAAACAGUGCGAUGGGAUGCAUUAGAACC